Molecule: messenger RNA, 1071 nt
Organism: Gracilinanus agilis (Agile Gracile Mouse Opossum)
Lineage: Eukaryota; Metazoa; Chordata; Mammalia; Didelphimorphia; Didelphidae
Product: basic proline-rich protein-like
Exons: 5
Coding region: 1-1071 (356 amino acids)
Source: RefSeq, a predicted model, not a curated record
AUGCCCCCUGACGCUGCCGCCUCAGCCGUGAGCCUAGCCGCGAAGCCGGGGGAGCCUUCCCUCGUCCCGGGUGCCCGGCCCGGCCCUGCGGGCACUUCAGCCAGGCAGGUGCCCGAGGCUUCUCUCCCCGAGCCCCCUCCAUCUCGACUCCCCCCAGGUUGCCACGAGCCCCCCGCAGACUCCUUCGCUCCCCCCGUCCGUCUUCCAGGCCCUCCCACGGGGUGGGAGCCUGGCCUGGCCCAGAACCGGCCACCGCAGCCCAAGAACCGCGUCCACCGGCACCUCCACGGGCCUCAGCGGCUGGCAGCGGCCGGCAGGUGCCCCGGAGCCCGUACCGUCCCCCCCAAGCCAAAGAGCAGCCAGAGCUCGGCUAAGCGAGACCCCCGGCCGCUCGGUCCGGUCCAGCACCGACUCCGGAACAACCGGCCUAGACGAGGCCACCUAGAAGCAGGCCAGAGCGGGCGCGAGGCCGGCGGCGAGGGCACCCCAGCGAGGCCCACGGCCCGCCCCGGGGCCAGGGAAGCGGGAGGCCGUCAGACACCUCGAGUCAGCCUUCCCGGGAGCCAGAGGGGGCCCUGCGUGGUGGCAGAGGCCGGGCUGUACCCUCUGUGCUGGGCUCUGUUGGCCGCCGUCCCGAGCUUUGGACAAGGCUGGGAUCCGGGGCUUGCACCUCCCGGGGGCCUCCUCCUGGCCCCCAGCCCUGCAUUCCCUGAGCUGGGCACAGUGUGGGCGCCCCUGCACGAGCCCCAGAAAGCAGGCACCACCUCGGCCUUGGCAUCGGCGCAUCUGGUGCCCGGUCCGGGGUCCACUUCGCUGCUGAGCCUGCUCGGGCCUCCCACAACCGGCCCUCCGCCCCAGCCGGGACCUUCGUCCCCCCCUGCCUCCAGCCUCCUCUCCUCGGUCCUCCCCCUCCCCGUGGCUGCUCCCACACGUCUGUGGAAGGAAAGGCAGCGAGGGGGGCCCCCACGUCCGCCGCCCCUCCUGGCCCACGUGCUGGUUACGCCACUGGGGGGGGGACGAAGGAGGGAGGGGGCCGCUGCUAAGCUGUGCUGCGGGGGUGGACGGGGAUGA